Molecule: messenger RNA, 3679 nt
Organism: Brassica oleracea var. oleracea
Lineage: Eukaryota; Viridiplantae; Streptophyta; Magnoliopsida; Brassicales; Brassicaceae
Product: disease resistance protein RPP5-like
Exons: 6
Coding region: 173-3556 (1127 amino acids)
Biological process (GO): signal transduction; defense response
Molecular function (GO): ATP hydrolysis activity; ADP binding
Source: RefSeq, a predicted model, not a curated record
GACAGAAGCCGCCCGAUCGGACCAGAGCUUUCAUCGGCGGUUAGAGAAUCAAGGAUCUCGAUCGUUGUGUUCUCUAAGAACUAUGCCUCUUCGACCUGGUGCUUGAAUGAACUGGUGGAGAUCCACAAGUGCUAUACGGAUCUGGAUCAGAUGGUGAUACCGAUCUUUUACCAUGUCGAUCCUUCUGAGGUUAGAAAACAGACCGGAGAUUUCGGGGCGAGGUUUGAGAAAACCUGUAAGGGCAAAACUGAUGAUGAUAAACAACGGUGGUUGGUGCGAAGCAAAAAUGACUGAACAUAUAGCUAAUGAUGUGUUCAAUAAACUUAUGAAACCAUCAGAUGAUUUUAGUGACUUUGUGGGGAUUAAAAUGGUAGGGAUUGUGGGGCCUUCAGGGAUAGGUAAGAGUACCAUAGGAAGAGCUCUUUUUAGUCAACUCUCUAGCCUAUUCCACCACCAUGCUUUUGUCUCUUACAAGAGUAUAAAACAGUGGGAUGACUAUAGCAUGAAGUUGUAUUUGGAUGAACGACUUCUGUCGGAAAUUUCAUGUCAAAAGGGCAUAAAGAUAUCCCACUUAGGUGUAGCAAAACAAAUUCUAAACCGAAAGAAAGUUCUUAUCAUCGUUGAUGAUAUGGAUGAUCUUGAAGUAAUAAAUACAUUGGUGGGGCAAACUAGAUUGGUUGGAUCGGGUAGCAGAAUUAUUGUUAUAACUCAAGAUAGGAAACUUCUUAAGUCUCAAAAGAUUGAGCUUAUUUAUGAGGUGGAUUUCCCAUCGUACAAUCUUGCUAUGCAGAUGUUCUGUCGAUCUGCGUUUGGGGAAAACUAUCCGCCUUACGGUUUUUCUGAACUUGCAGUUGAAGUUGCCAAUCUUUCAGGUUAUCUUCCUUUAGGUCUAAAUGUCUUGGGUUCGUCUUUGAAAGGGAUGACGAAGGAGGAGUGGGUGGAUAUGUUACCUAGACUCCGAAAUAGUUUGGACGGGAAAAUCGAGAAAACACUAAGAGUUAGCUAUGAUGGGUUAGAUAGCAAAGAUCAAGAGUUGUUUCUUUAUAUUGCAUGCUUAUUCAGUGGUCACGAAGUCAAUCACAUAAAAUACUUGCUUGGAGACAGUGUCAGAAUUGGGCUUAGAGUACUGGCUGACAAGUCCCUCAUACAUAUAACACCAUCAGACAAGAUUGAAAUGCAUAGUUUGUUACAGAAGUUAGGUACAGAAAUUGAUCGUGCAGAGUCCAUCAACAACCCUGGAAAACGUCGGUUCUUGAGGGAAGCUGAGGAUAUAUGUGAUGUACUUACCGAUAAUAUUGGUACAGAGAGUGUUCUAGCCAUGUAUUUGAACAUGUCAGAAAUCAGCGAGCCUUUGUUUAUAGAUGAAAAUGCAUUUCGAGGAAUGCGUAAUCUCAAAUUUCUAAAUUUUUACAAAAACGGGUGGUUAAGAGGGACUGGUAAAGGUAAACUGUAUUUACCUCGAGGCAUUGUUCAUUUUCCUCGUAAACUCAGAUUGCUACAUUGGGAUGAAUAUCCAUCCAAGUGUAUGCCUUUUUGUUUUAAGGCGGAGGGCCUCGUUGAACUCAGAAUGAUGAAUAGUCAGCUUGAGAAGCUGUGGGAAGGAACUCAGCUUCUUGGAAGCCUCAAGAAGAUGAAUAUGAGUUGUUCUGCAGAUUUGAAAGAGAUUCCAGAUCUUUCAAAAGCCAUAAAUCUCGAGGAAUUAAAUCUUGAGGAAUGCACAUCUUUGGUGACACUUCCUUCCUCAAUUCGGAAUCUCAAUAAACUGUGGGUGUUAAACAUGUGGGGAUGCUCAGGGCUUAAGAUUCUGCCAGCUGAUGUCAACUUGAAAUAUCUUACAAUCCUCAAUCUCGGAAGAUGCUCACAGUUGAGUACGUUUCCUCGGAUAACAAGGAAAAUUUCAGAGCUUUACCUAAAUGAAACUGCACUAAAAGGAGAUGAAGAUAGUUCAUGGAUUGAGAACAUCUGUCAACUUAGGAUACUCAACUGGGAUGGUGCUCCAUUGAGUUGUAUGCCUCCUCACUUCGACCCAGAAUAUCUCCAUAGCUUUGAAAUGAGAGGCGGCAGACUUCAGAAGUUAUGGGAAAGAAUCAAGUCGCUUCAAAGUCUCUGGAUGAUGGAUUUGUCAGGAUGUGAAAGCCUGGUUGAAAUUCCAGAUCUUUCAAUGGCCACCCAACUUGAGUUUUUGAAACUCAAAAAUUGCAAAAGUUUGGUGAUGCUUCCUUCUUCAUUUAGGAAUCUCAACAGACUGGUGAGCUUGAACAUGGACGGAUGUACAAUGCUUGAGGUCCUACCAACCGACGUCAACUUGAGAAAUCUUCAAGAGCUCGAUCUCAGUGGAUGCUCAAAGUUGAGAAAUUUUCCGCAGAUUUCAACCAACAUUGAAUAUCUCUAUCUAGAUGACACCGGGAUUGAAGAAAUUCCUUCCUGGAUUGAGAAGAUGUCACAUCUCAGAAAACUAAGGAUGUCUCGAUGCAAGAAGUUAAAAAACGUCUCCCUAAAUAUUUUUAAACUGAAAUAUCUCGAGGCAGAUUUUUCAGACUGUGGAGGAAUCACAACAAUGUGUGAUCAGUUACCAGGGCCCCACAAGGCUUCCGUUGCUGCUAGAAUCGGCAUUAAAUCUUAUCUUCUAGGUCUGACUCCUCUCGGGUUCUAUAAUUGCUUCAAUCUGGAUAGAGAUGCACAGGAACUCAUAAUACAGUCACACUCAAACGGUGCCGUUAUACCAGGCGGAGAAGUGCCUAUGUAUUUCACACAUCGAGCUUGUGGUCGGUCCCUAAGUAUCCUUUUGUCUGAGAGCUCUCUUUCUCAAGAAUAUAUGAUAGUUAAAACUUGCAUCGUGGUUGGACCUUCAAGUCACCCCAACGGAGACUUUGGAGUUCGUUGGUGCUUUCGAGGCGAAAAAGGUGUGAUUCGUUUUGGAAUUAAAGUGGCGUCGUACGAGAUGGAUCAUCUGGUUUUGAUUGGCUUUGAUUUACGAAUAAAAGAAGUGGAUAACCCGGCAUCUGAAUUGAACAACAACAACGUUCUACUGCUUGAGUUUUACAACGCCAAUUAUGAUGAAUAUUUUGGGGAGUGUUCCUGCAGCAGCUUUAGCCACACAGAAAAUUGUACCCUGGUAAGGAUAAAAGGAUGCGGUGCACGAAUCAUUCAUAUCUCAGAAAUAGACUACCAAGACAGUGACGAAAAAAGUGCUGAAGAGAAUGAUGAAGAAAGUGAUGAAGAGAGUAAUAGAAGCAAGAAGAAGAUGCGGAUGACAGUUCCAACAUCUCAAGAACAUUCCAACUCUCUUUAUAUCCAAACUGUUGUGAAUUCCAGACUACUGGCUCAGAAUUUGGAGCUUUCCUUGGGGCUGGCUGGAGCAUAUGGUGAGGUAUCUUCUGGAAGCAAAGUGUCCUCGCCUUCAAGGAACUUCCAUGAUGAUGGAGCAGCUUCUUUUGACCCGUGUCUUCGCAGAGAAUCUUUGCAUUUUGAACCGAUGAUAAUCGAGCAACAAGACAGAGGUCUAUCCAACGAGGAUCCUUCAUUUUCUCCACAGCUUAUAGACUUUUUUACUUAGAUGAAAUAUUUCUUCCCAUCGCAGAAAAUAAGUUUUGAUGAAUUCUGGAGUUUGCUUCAGUCACUCAAAUGUUGUUGGAUCCAUUAAUAGCAAUUAGGCUUUAAUGAAAAUUGUGAAAACAAA